AUGAUACUCGCAACCGGCCACCACCAACCUGCCGCUGCUCACGGGCUCGCCGCGGGUGCCUCCGCCGCUGCUAUGCCUGUGAGCAGUUGGCCUUUGUAUGGCUCUGCGGUGCCGAGCCAGCAGGGAGAUCACUCGGGCCUCGUCGCGGCACCGAUUCCGGCGCCGACGUUGGGCGUCGAGCUUGACGGUGCUCAGGAAAUGACCACCAACAACAAGCGGAAGCGCGAGGAGCAGUCGUCGGCGGCGUUUGGCGCGGCCCAGGCGCAUCAGCAGCCAAUGGUCGUCGACCGCAGCCUGCGCAACGAAGCAGAAAGGUUUUGUAAUACUUUGGAGGAGGAGAUGCGGAGGCAUGAGACGCUCAUGCUCUCGACCGUGGAGGCCAUGGUGGAGAAGCGGCUCUUGGCCAAGGACCAGGAGAUCAUGCACAACUGGGGCGUCAACUGUGCACUCGGGGAGCGCCUCAGGACCCUCUACAUGGAGGCUGAGGCGUGGCGCAUGGACGCGCAAUCCAAGCAGACCGAGGCCAACGUGCUCCGCGCCGACCUAGAGCGGGCGCUUGCCCAGCAAGCGGUCCGUUACCGUGGCAGUGGCAGCGGUGAAGGUGAAGGUGAGGACGACGCCGAGUCAUGCUGCUGGGGGGACUAUCACGUGGCAUUCUGCGGGGGGGAGGAGGUGGAGACGCCGGUGGUGGAGCCUCCGGUGACAGGAGCCGGAAUGUGCAAGGGGUGCAGUGAGAAUGCGCCGGUGGUGGUGCUACUGCCGUGCCGGCACCUCUCCAUCUGCGGGCCAUGCGCGGAAGUAGCGUCGGGGUGCCCAUCGUGUGGAUGCGCCAAGCAGGGCAGCAUCUACAUCAACUUAUCGUGAUGCAAGGGUGUAAUAGUUCUUGGAACGCAUGAACCGGCCGGCGCCAGGCAUCAGACGACGCGCAUUGUCGAUGAAUCGCCGAACAUUCAUGCAUCAUUAUUUCCGUAGUUUUAGAGUCGACAUUUUGUUUCAUUCUGAACCUUUUUUCGAGUCGACUUUUGUAAGUUAUGUUUUCUUCUACUUCGUUUGUU
This is a messenger RNA of Triticum urartu, 1055 nucleotides long. RefSeq names its product E3 ubiquitin-protein ligase BOI-like. Gene Ontology annotation, biological process: regulation of programmed cell death. The record is from RefSeq and is a predicted model, not a curated record. Gene Ontology annotation, molecular function: ubiquitin-protein transferase activity. NCBI's taxonomy places the organism in Eukaryota, Viridiplantae, Streptophyta, Magnoliopsida, Poales, Poaceae.